Molecule: messenger RNA, 3293 nt
Organism: Tachyglossus aculeatus (Australian echidna)
Lineage: Eukaryota; Metazoa; Chordata; Mammalia; Monotremata; Tachyglossidae
Gene: HEATR4
Product: HEAT repeat containing 4
Molecular function (GO): oxidoreductase activity
Source: RefSeq, a predicted model, not a curated record
CCCGCGGAGGGACACUUUUAAAGGAAAAUGCCAAACGCCUUGCUGUUUCCCCAGGCGGUGGAAGAUUAUGGGCUGAUAGUGGCCGAGUGAAGGGCGUUUCACGGAAAAUCUGGAAAGAAAUAAGAAUACGACGAAGAGAUUGCCACUGGGGGAGUGAACGUAAACCCAUGCAGAAGUAGAAGGAGCGGCCAUGAGGCUCUCGACCUUCUUCUGCCCGAACGACCCCUUCCCCCUCUCCGCCGAGGAGAAGCCCAUCGGGUCAAGGAGCCGUCCGGGAAGCGACGGCCCCCCGGCCGAGCCCCUCCGUCGUCGGCGUCACGACCGGCUGCGGGCCCGGUAUGUCAAGGCGGCGGCCGCCGACCUCCGCUUCGCCGAGGACGUGGUGCGGCGGCGAGGCCCGGCCGGCCUCCCCUACGGCCGGUACGACUUCGCCCGCCUCUACGACCCCUCCGACGUCGUCGCACGGCCCAAGGGACACGUGCCAAGGGCCGGGAGGCCUGCGCUUCCGCCGUCCGAGCCCGGGGACCGGUCCGGCCCUCCCCUCCGGCCGACGGGACCCGAGGGCCCGAGGAAACCCCGGGGGAGCCGGAGGGCUCCCGGGGCGGACGACGCGGCCCGUGAAACGUCUCCGCCACCCCCCGCCGCCCCCGAGGGGCCCGAUCUGCCGGCCGGGCCCCGGCCCGUCUCCGGGGGCUGGAAGCCGGAGCAGAGGGGGGCCGGGCCGUGGCUCCGGGCUUCGGAGAAGGAGGCGCUGGAGUGGGAAAACCUGGUCCUCGGGAAGCUGGACAGGCGGACGGCCCGGUGGAUAGUGACCAGGGCCCCGGCCCCCCCCGGUCGCCCUGGGGGGCUCCCGGAGAGGUGGCAGGGCUUCCUUCACCAGCAGUACGACUGGAGCCACAUCCGAGAUGAGCUGACCUCCGCCAGCGACCUGGAGCUCCUGGCGGAGCUGGAGAGGGAAGAGACCGCGGAGCUGGAGGGCCCCGGAGCCCACGUGCCGAGCCGGCCGGAAAAGCGGGAAGAACUCCUCCUCCCGGUUUACUACAGGAUGCCGGCCUACCUGCCGCAGGUGCCCACGGCCGAGAUGCGGGUGAGCAAUAAGACCGCCGAGCAUCUCCUGAUGGAACAGGGCCGGCGCCGGGCCGCUCCGUAUCGACGACGGACAGGAGCAAAUUCCCGGGCAGGGAAAUAUUCCUUCGCUCCCGACAACGCCUUUGAGCAGGAGAUUUAUUUCGGAGCGGGAAGAAUUGUCCACCAGGACGGUGGGAAGAAGGAACGCAUUGUGCUGGAAAACUUGAACGAGUACUGCAAGCACUUGCCCAAGGUCUUUCCUGAACUUCCGGAGCGGUGGAGUUCCCAAACGCCUUCGGGAGCAGUUGGCAGGCCCGAACGAGGAGCCUUCCGUUGGACGGCCCUGCCCAGCCCGGCCAAGGACCUGCUGCAGAUGGUCCAGGAGAAGGAGGCCACGUCCAGAGGCCGCAGGGAAAGGCCGGCCACCCAAACGGCCCAAGACUUGCCCUGGGAGCUGCGGGCUCUUCGGGCCAUGCUGCGGGACUGGAAGGCUUCCUGGAUGCUCACAACGCGGUGGCAAGACGCGACGGUGGAGGGUCUGCUGAGGCUCCUGGGGGACGUCCAGGAUGGGGUGCGAAUCCACGCCAUCGCCACCUGCGCCUCUGCGGCCCUCGAGAGACCUCUGGAAGCUGCCGAGGAGGCUGACGGCGAGGAAGGGGUUGACCCCCCGCCCACCCGAGACGUGCCCGCGGAGCUUCAGCCCGCGCUCGGGGCGGCCCUGUCGGACGGGAAUGCCCACGUGCGCGUGGCAGCGGCCGUCUGCCACUACGCCAUGCGGGCGCCAAGCCAGCGGGCCCAAGGCGUCAUGGAGCAGGCCCUUCUCAAGGGGAACGACGCCGAUAGCUGGGCAGCCGCUCAGUGCCUGGCACUGGGAGGGUCGGCCACUUACCCUGUACUGAAGAGGAUCCUCUCGCAGCUGUUCAACAGGAAGGAUGGGGAAACUGAGGCACAGGUCUGCCUCCUGCUGAGCCACCUGAACAGGCAGACGGGCCUGAUUCACAGUCUUUUGGCCGUGGAGCUGAACAGCUGCCAGUGGGAAGACAGGAUUUUAGCCUGCCGGGCCCUCUCCCAAGUUAGUGGGAAUGUCAACCAGGAUUUGAAGAACAAAUUGAGCCAGUUGAUGUGGAAGGACUGGAAUGGAGGCGUGCGGCAGGCGGCCGCCCGAGCGCUUGGCCAGAUGAAACUGGGGAAGGAAAUUCACGACCAGCUCAGGGUGAAACUGAGUCACGGAGACUCUCAAGAGCGAGUGAAGGCCCUGACUCUGAUUGGUUGGCUCCAGCUAAUGACGGCCAAGCUGCUUCCCGGCUUUCUGAGUUGUUUCUCCGAUGACUUUGUGUCCGUGAGGAGGGAAGCCUGCCUUGCCGCUGGAGCGUUGCGGAUCGGAGAUCCCAUGGUGCUCGAUUGCCUCUUGGGGCUGGUGCAGUGCGAUCCUUCCUGGAAGAUCAAGGCUUACGCCAUCAGAGCUCUGGGGAGGAUUGGGCGAGCCAGCCCCCGGCUGAGGGACCUGUUACUGUGGACCGUCCAUUACGAGGAGGAGCCCGGCCUGAGGCUGGAGGCCUGCAGGGCCAUCGUCACCCUCCGGCUGCGGGGCGACGCCGUCCAAGACACCCUCAUGGACGUGCUGCUGCUGGAGACGCACGAAGCCGUCCUCAGGGAAGUGAACCACGCCAUAGAGGUCCUUCAUUUGCAAGGCAAGGGGAACCAAGAGAUGAUUCGGAAGAUCAAGGACAAGAUCUCCGGCCUAAGCCAAAAGGAUGUGCUCACCCAGAAAGUGCUGGAAACCGAGGAAGCGUUGGACCGACUGAAGCAGGAAGCCAAACGAAUCUACCAGCCGCCCCGGGAAGUGAAUCGGGAAGAGGAAUUCCGUGGCCUGAUCAAAGCAUUCCCGGGUCCCGCCGAGCCGCCCCGGAGCCGGGAGCCGCCGGGAUCGUCGACGCCGCCCAUCAGACGGCCCGCUCCGAAUCCCUGGACCCGGAGUCCCCUGUUAGGAGAGACCCAGGGUGGGCACGGGGCACCGCGGAGCCGACGAGGAAGGACAUUUCGGAAAAGAGGAGUCGCUCCGGAGCAAGUUAGCGGCGCCCGAUCUCCCGUAUCUAGUCAAGGCCCGGAAACGGGACGUGUCCGCUGCCCUCCGGAAGAAAGAAAGGGGCGGUUCUGAGUGCCCGACAUGCUUUGCCGCCUCCUUUCAUUUGUGCCCAGCAGUGGAAGAAGGCGAGGAAAUAAAG